AUGGUUAACAUCAAAAAGAUACACAGUCUGCAGGAUAUUGCUGCUGCAGUGUCAUGCCUUGGAAUCAGCAUGCCGCAAAUAGUAGCCAUAGGAUCCCAAAGCAGUGGAAAGAGCAGUGUGCUUGAGCAGAUAGUAGGAAGGGAAAUCUUGCCGCGUGGCACAAACUUGGUGACAAGGUGCCCGGUCAUUCUGCAUCUUAGGAGAUGCAGAGAUAAGGCCGAGAGCGUGGUAUUCGAUCAUGUCGCAGAUCCGGUCUGGGACUUCACUGCGGUAAGCUCGAUCAUCACAAAGAGAAUGGAGGAAAUAUGCGGGCUCAAUAAGGGAAUCAGCAGCAGGCCGAUAACUGCAUUUGUCAAUAUAAAGGACACAUUGGAGAUGACGCUAGUCGAUCUCCCAGGCCUUAUAAAGGUUCCCAUCGGGGAGCAGCCCGAAGACAUUGAGAUGCAGAUCGAGAACAUGGUUCUUGGCUAUGCAGCGAAAGAGUCCUCGAUAAUUCUGGCGCUUAUAAAUGCAAAUGCAGAUAUAGCAACAAACGAGGCAUUGAAAAUAGCAAGGAAAGCAGAUCCUCAGCUGAAAAGAACCCUGGGAGUUGUCACAAAGAUCGACUUGAUGGAUUCCGGGACAGACUGCAUGAGCAUUCUCCUCAACAAAAGCCCGAGGCUGAGUCUUGGGUAUGUCGGUGUAAUAAACAAGGGACAGCAGGACAUUGCUAAAGGUGUCUCUGUAAGAGAAGCUAUCCUUAGGGAGACUGCAUACUUCAAGGAAAGCCCUGUGUACAGCCAGAUAUAUCCAAACAUAGGAUCUAGCUAUCUGGUGAAGAGACUGAAUGAGAUAUUCUACAAGAUGGCGAUGGAGUCAAUUCCGGGAAUCAAGAUGGCAGUAAGAAACCAGCUGAAUGAUAAGGCAAAACGGCUCCGUGAGAUAGGGUCUGGCAGCACCAUGAAAAACGAGCGCUCUCUUGUGAUGGCGUACCACCAAACGGUUCUGGGGAUAUUCAAGCACACCAAGUCCGGAAAUGGGAUAUUCGUCAGGAGCUCUUCAAGCUUUUUGAGUGGGUUUAAGGAGAUAUUCAAAAAAGAUGGAUUUUCAGCUAGUUUUGAAGGCUUGCCUUCCAGGCUGAAUAGAUCCUCGUAUCUAUUCAUAUCCGAGGCUGUCUUCUAUGACGUGGUGCGAGAAAACAUAGGGACGAUGACAGAGAUAUAUUUGGAAAAGAUCGAUUCCGUUGUGAAGCUGCUCGUUGACGAGAUCUGGUCUAUAUCAAGCACAAGGUUUGGAGCACUUUGCAAAAGGCUUAACAGUGUGGUCUGUGAGCAUGUGGACAAGCAGAGAGAUAGACUGGUCGACGGCAUACGCGUUUAUUCGUCGAUCCAGUCGUCAUACAUCAAUGUAGACCAUCCGGACUUUGAUAGAGGGAGGGCAUUGGCCCUGAUUCUGCGAAAAGCACCAAAGAGCGAGUCUGGGAUUCUGGGGAUGUUCAAUUCCAGGGAGAUAUCGUUUGCCGACAAGGCUCUUGAAGCUGGGUUGAUAAGAGAGCUGGCAGCGUCGUAUCUUGAAAUUGUAAACAAAGAAAUGAGGAACUACGUUUUCAAAGCAGCUUACCACCACUUGUGCGAGUACAUGGACUCAAAGCUUCCCGGGAUGCUUUCAGAACUGCAGAUUGAGGACUCGAUAUUAGCAGAAUGCCCUGAAAUCACUCACGAAAGAACCAUCCUUGGCAGGGAUGUGGAAAUACUGAAGAAUGCACUCUACACCCUGGGAACCCUUUGA
Encephalitozoon cuniculi GB-M1 is the source of this 1767-nucleotide messenger RNA. RefSeq names its product dynamin. The transcript has a single exon. Gene Ontology annotation, cellular component: microtubule; cytoplasm; membrane. Bases 1 to 1767 code for a protein of 588 amino acids. Lineage: Eukaryota; Fungi; Microsporidia; Unikaryonidae. The record is from RefSeq and is marked provisional. Gene Ontology annotation, molecular function: GTP binding; microtubule binding; GTPase activity.